AUGGAAUUUCUACGUGACAUUGCAGGGAUGGUAACUGCCGUCUCCCUAGCUACAUUUGUAGCUUACUAUACGAAUUUGGAAUUCUAUGCAGUGGUAUGCAUGGGUAUCCAAUGGCUCUCGGCGCUCUAUGCUGUUCCCAAGCAGAAUGAACGCUAUUUCGACCUUACGGGCUCCAUCACGUACGCGGUGGUAUCUCUCCUGGUCUACAGCAUUAACGGUCCUGUUUCCUGGAGAGAGUCGCUUCUGACAAUACUCGUAUGGCUCUGGUGUAUUCGUCUUGGUAGUUUUCUGUUCCUGCGCAUUCUUGAGUGCAAAGAAGACAAACGGUUUAAAGAAAUUCGAGUGAAUGCGCUACAAUUCCUGGGCGUUUGGAGUAUCCAGGGCCUUUGGGUGCUGCUCACAGUGUUACCAGUGCUAUUGACGCUUAAGCACGGUUCUCACAGCCCGCAGGUGUCGCCGUUGGACAUCGCAGGUGUCUCCCUUUGGGUUAUCGGCUACGCUAUGGAAGUCACAGCCGAUUACCAGAAGACGCACUUUCGUCGCGACAAGAGCAAGAAGGACGAGUUUAUUCAGAGCGGUCUCUGGUACUACAGUCGCCACCCUAAUUAUUGCGGGGAAAUCAUGAUGUGGGUUGGUGUGUUUUGCAUAAGCGUGCAUACUCUACCCACCACUUCACUGAAAUGUUGGGCCGCCGUGAGCCCCGUGUUUGUCGCGUUCCUGCUUAUGUUCGUGUCUGGCGUCCCACUUUUGGAAACCCAAGCAGAGGAGCGCUGGGGAAAGACCAGAGCGUGGCAAGAGUACAAGGCACAGACGAGUAUGCUGCUACCCAUGCCCAAGCACAAGACGAAGGCAGCCUGA
This is a messenger RNA of Peronospora farinosa, 858 nucleotides long. The record is from the annotation of a GenBank genome assembly. NCBI's taxonomy places the organism in Eukaryota, Oomycota, Peronosporomycetes, Peronosporales, Peronosporaceae.